AUGAGUUCUUCUCAAGAUAAACAGAUGGCCUUACAGGCUGAUCCCAAAAGGCCCGAUUUUAUGAACCCCGAGGUCUUUCGCAGAAAUACCCUCCCUGCGCGGUCUUAUCACAUCCCCUCAACAUCUUUACUUCUCAAUGGGGCCUGGGAAUUCAAUAUGUCCCGGUCACCACCGGAGGCACCAGAGCCCAGCGAGAAGGCCUCCGACGAGGACUGGUCUAGUAUCAACGUUCCAGGCCAUUGGCAGUUGCAGGGUUGGGGAAAGCCGAAUUAUACCAACACACAAUUCCCAAUCCCAGUGUGCCCUCCUUUUGUACCCACCGAGAACCCCACGGGUACAUACCGUCGAAAAUUCCAAGUGCCGGCCGAAUGGAAAUCCGACAACACAGAGAUACGUUUGCGAUUCGAUGGCGUCGAUAGCGCGUACCAUGUUUGGGUGAAUAAGUCCUUGGUCGGGUAUGCGCAGGGCAGUAGAAACGCCUCUGAAUUUGAUGUCACACCGUUCUUGCAGGAGGGUGACAAUGAAGUGUUUGUGCGGGUGUAUCAAUGGUCAGAUGCUACAUAUAUUGAAGAUCAGGAUCAGUGGUGGUUAUCAGGAAUUUUCCGAGACGUCACAUUGAUUGCGUUCCCAGCCAACGAUCGUUUGAAUGACUGGUUCAUUCGCACAGACCUUGAUCCAGAGUACAAAAAUGCCACGCUUCUCGCAACGAUCGACUACCAAGUCUCCGAGCGAAGCACUAUUGCGCUUAAUGUGAUUGAGUCGGUGGAAGGCAACAGUAAUGUCAUUACUUCCACAGAGCACAAUGUAGAGCCAGCAACAUCUACAGUUGAGCUCAGCUUGCCUGUUGCAAACCCCCAAAAAUGGACUGCGGAGCGGCCGUAUCUGUAUGAAGUGGAGAUGAUCCUGGUAACUCCCGGAUCCAACAAGACGUACAAGACUACACAGCGCAUCGGUUUCCGCAAAGUCGAGCGCAAGGGUGGCUUUAUCACCGUUAAUGGGAAGGCUAUUCAAUUUCGUGGAGUCAAUCGACACGAUCACCACCCGCUUUUGGGUCGUGCCGUGCCAAUGGACUUCGUGAGAAAGGAUCUUCUUAUCAUGAAAGCUCAUAACAUCAAUUCCCUCCGCUGCAGCCAUUAUCCCCCGGACGCUCGGCUUCUGGACAUGGCUGAUGAGCUGGGUUUCUGGGUUAUUGAUGAGGCCGAUCUCGAAUGCCAUGGCUUUUAUGAUGCUGUCUCACGUCCAAUGGACAUUGACGAAACCCUUGGCUACGAGGAACGCAAGGCAAUGACCUUCCCCAAGUGUGGUGCCCAUACGUCAGACAACCCUGUGUGGCGGGCAGCCUACGUUGAUCGAGUUCACUCACUGAUGCAACGAGACAAAAACCAUACUAGUAUCAUUAUCUGGUCUAUGGGAAAUGAGUCUUUUUUCGGCACAUGUCAUCGUUCCAUGGUCGAGUAUGCCCGGGCCUUUGACAGUACUCGCUUGAUUCACUACGAGGGUGAUAUGGAUGCGGAAAUCACGGACAUGUUCAGCUACAUGUAUCCAGAAAUCGAGCGGUUAAAGUCAUUGGCAGCAACCGAGGGAGUGUCAGAGAACGGCGAGUUUGACAAGCCUAUCAUUCUUUGCGAAUACGCUCAUGCCAUGGGUAACGGACCAGGUUUGCUUACGGAUUAUGAGAAAUGCUUUGACGAGACCCCGCGUUUGCAGGGCGGUUUUAUCUGGGAAUGGGCAAAUCACGGCCUAUACGUCGAAGGAAACGAGAAGAAAGACGGUUUUUAUGCAUACGGUGGUGAUUUUGAUGACUAUCCCAACGAUGGAACGUUCGUCAUGGAUGGUCUCUUGAACAGUGUUCACCAACCUCUGCCAGGUCUGCUGGAGUUGAAGAGAGUUUUUGAGCCAGUCAAGCUGGAAGUCCGGGGACAAGUCUUGGCCUUGAAAAACCGGUACAACUUCUUGGACCUAAGCCACCUCCAAGCGUCAUACAAGCUGGAAUCAUUUGACAAGCAAGCAAAGAUUCUGGCAACUGGAUCGUUGGAGCUGCCCAUUGUGGCUGCUGGGCAAUUUGCUGAGAUUUCUCUCCCCACAGAGCUCUUCCAAUAUAAAGCCCAUCCAGCCUACUUAACCGUUACACUUGAGCAGAGAGGAGCGGUUGAAUGGGAUCAGGGUGCCUAUGUCGUUGCUUGGACACAGGAGUUGGUAUCUAAGCCAACGGAAAAAGUCCCGGUCAAUAGCCUGAGCUCUGCACAGGAACUUAUCUCAACCAAGUCCACCAAGACAAGUGUGCAUGUCACCGGGGCCAACUGGUCCUUCGAGUUUGAUCGAAUUAGGGGACAGCUCAAAAAGUGGACACUGAACUCGACUUCUAUACUUGAGCCACAUCCAGACACAGGGCUUGCCAUAGUGCCGGGUUUCUGGCGUCCUCCGACGGACAACGACGUGGCUUCCGCCAUGCCAUAUUGGAAGCGAUUUGGAGUGAACUGUCUCACAAACCAGUUCCGGUCUUUCAAUAUGUCAUCAAUGGAGCAUGGGAGUGUUUGCAUCGAAAGCGAGACGUUCCUCUCGCCCCCAGUUCUUUCCUGGGGAUGGAAAUGCGCUACGAGUUAUAUCAUCCAACCCAAUGGCUCAUUGGCUAUCACCACUAGCUUGAAACCCACUGGAGCUGCGCCGACAACUGUUCCUCGAGUUGGUCUCAAUGUCUGUGCAAACUCCAACUUGCAAUCCGCGCGUUGGCUUGGGCUUGGUCCUGGGGAAUCGUAUCCCGACAAGAAAGCUUCUCAGAGGUUUGGUUUGUGGAAUGUUGAUAACAUAAAAUCCCUACACACAGAUUAUGACAUUCCACAGGAGAAUGGAAAUCGUGUAGACACUGCCUGGGUGGAACUUCGCGCUGCGAAUGGCACAGGAUUCCGCGCAAGCCCGCAGGAAAGUACUGUGGUGAAUGGAGGAACGGCAAGCCUAAGCUGGGCGGCUAGCCAGUACUCUGAUAAGACCAUUGAGGAGGCACGACACCCUUGUGAUCUGAUCAAAGAUGAUGUGAUAUUUGUGAGGUUGGAUGACAAAGUUGCAGGCGUAGGCAGUGCGGCCUGUGGGCCCGGGCCUAUGGAUGAGCAUUUAGUUAAGGUACAGGAUAUGACCUUUAGUAUGCUGUUGGAACCUGUAUCGUUGUGA
Molecule: messenger RNA, 3165 nt
Organism: Penicillium coprophilum
Lineage: Eukaryota; Fungi; Ascomycota; Eurotiomycetes; Eurotiales; Aspergillaceae
Product: putative beta-galactosidase
Exons: 3
Coding region: 1-3165 (1054 amino acids)
Biological process (GO): lactose catabolic process
Cellular component (GO): beta-galactosidase complex
Molecular function (GO): carbohydrate binding; beta-galactosidase activity
Source: RefSeq, a predicted model, not a curated record